AUGUGGCUGAUAAGUUAUUCUGAAGCUACAAAAUGUGAGAAAUCUUCACACGAGAUCAUUUUCCCAAACCCAAAACGCUACAGUAAACCAACAGUUAUCAUAGUUUUGGUGAACAACUUCAUCAAGAACAGACAAGUCGAUCAGAGUUCCCAUGGAUGGGAGGAGCCCAAGCGGGAUGCUUCACCAACUUUUGCUAUUCUUAAACAGUUAAGUAGGGAAUAUAUUUCUAGUGGCCGUGUUCCAGUUGGCACUUACAUCAUGGCCAAAGAUGCAGAUGAACCGGUGUCUUUCACAGACACAAAUGCUGAAACUGCUGCCGGAAAUAACAAGGCUACUGGAUCUGCGAUGAUGGAUCUAAUUAGUGGACUACAGAGAAAACGGGGUGGAGGCUCUUCAAAAGAAUCGAGUGGCUCAACUGGUGACGAGAAGAAAAAGAAAAAGAGAAAGAAGAAGAAUGUAAAACGAAAAAGAAGAAAGGAUCGUUAUGAAUCGCAAAACUUUCUUUUGCGUAUUGAAGGCACACUUUGCUGCGCAUCAUUAGUGGUUGCUCUGAUCUUCAUUAUUGCAAUUUUCAUCGUGUUUCUCAUUUGUGGAAUUUGGAGCAAGUUUGAUUUCACCGCUACCACAGACUCGGUGAAAGAUGUGUGA
This is a messenger RNA of Necator americanus (New World hookworm), 648 nucleotides long. RefSeq lists its product as uncharacterized. The transcript is spliced from 6 exons. The record is from RefSeq and is a predicted model, not a curated record. The coding region runs from base 1 to 648 and encodes 215 amino acids. Lineage: Eukaryota; Metazoa; Nematoda; Chromadorea; Rhabditida; Ancylostomatidae.